Messenger RNA from Dendronephthya gigantea, 1769 nucleotides. Its product is annotated as serum paraoxonase/arylesterase 2-like. The transcript is spliced from 7 exons. NCBI's taxonomy places the organism in Eukaryota, Metazoa, Cnidaria, Anthozoa, Malacalcyonacea, Nephtheidae. The record is from RefSeq and is a predicted model, not a curated record. Gene Ontology annotation, molecular function: arylesterase activity. Bases 331 to 1440 code for a protein of 369 amino acids.
UGGUUAUUGGUUAUAUUGUGCGGUCAGCAAAGCAAGAAAUCCGCCAUCUACAGUGGCUUCCUCUUUUAGCCGAGAGCGGAGAGCAAGUCCUCCAAGAAUUAUAGCUCAGUGGAAUUCAGAAGGGGAAGUUCUGCCAUGGCGUGAUUGAUUAUUCUGGAAUUUGCUUAUUGUUGCAAACUGUGGAACCACCUACUAACAUGUUCGCCGGCUUCAGACUGCAGUUCACGAUUGUUGCAACUAUUUCUCGCAUCGCAUCACAGAUCAUUUGCAUCGGUUGGCAAAUUCCAUCAGCUUUUAAAACGAUUUUUUAAAUCAUAAAGUAUUGGAAGUAUGGGGCUUGUGAGGCAAGUGUUGGUGGUCGCUUUUUGUGCCUGGCUUUUACAUCGUGUGAUUGUGCUCAAUAGAUUCUUUCGUAUGGCAGGAUUUGGUAUAGCAGUUUUCAACCACAAUCCAGGAUCUUGCAAGAUAUUUCAUGUUAAUGGUUCAGAAGAUAUUGAUGUGCUACCAAAUGGGCUUGCUGUGAUUUCAUCGGGGUUGAUAUUUCAUUUUGGCUUUCGUCAAGUUGACCCAACAAUGGAGCAUUAUAAAGGAAUGCUUUAUGCAUUUGACCUCAAUAAUCCUGAGGGAAAACUGACACCAUUAUCAUAUGAAAAUUUUGAUGAUUCUGUAUUCACACCACAUGGAAUUGAUUUGUACAUUGAUCCAAAAACUCAAGAAAUUAGCCUUUUUGUUGUGAACCAUGCUGAAGGAAAACAUAGCAUUGAGAUUUUUCAAUUUGAUCAGGAAAACAUGGUGCUCCAUCAUAAAAAGACAGUUGUUGAUGAAGAGAUCUAUAACCCCAAUGAUGUUGUAGCUGUGGGGCCAGACAAAUUUUAUAUCACAAAUGAUCAUUACUUUGUGAAAAGUAAACUGCUGAGAUUGAUUGAAGUAUUUUAUCCUAUGAAGUUAGGAACUGUUGCAUUUUACAAUGGCACUAGUGCGAAAAUUGUUUCAGGCGAAUUUCAGUUUGCAAACGGAAUAAACAUCGAUGAAAGUGGAAGAUAUGUUUUUGUUGUAAAUGGUAUUCCGGGUGAAGUAGUUGUUUUUGAACGUGAUAAUGAUGACAAUUUAAUUGAGCGCCAGCGAAUUAAUGUGGGUGUUGGAUUAGACAAUGUAAAUGUUGACAAAAAUGGCGAUCUCUGGCUUGCAGUAGCGAAUAUGGCAUUCCUUGAUUAUAUUGCAAACUUCAGCAAUCCGUGUCCAGGUGCUGUGCUGCAGGUGAAGCUUAGCAAGCAGGAGGAUGACAGAGUUCCUUUCAAAGUCGAUGACAUACGUGAAGUGUUUUCAAAUAGCGGGGAUGGAGAAUUCAAAUGUGUUUCAGUUGCGUCAUUUUAUAAUGGGAAACUGCUAGUUGGUAAUCCCUUUAGUAAUCUCAUGCAUUGCGAAGUACUCGUUGUUUAGUUCACAACAUCAAUUUAAUUCUACAUCAAGUAAAUACAAUUGAUUUAAACUAAAUAAAUAAACAGUUUGCUCUUUAUAAUAACCUAAAUUAUCUUGUCUAAAGGCCUUUUAAGUUAGUUCACAUGCUUAAAAUCUUGUGUAUCACUUGUGAUGCUAAUACUAGUUGAAUCUGCCCUAUUCUUUUUUUAAAAACAUAUGAACAAUAUUCUUUUUUUAACAUUUCCUGGCUUAUCUAGUUACAGUUGUAAAUUGGUAUGUUGAGAAAUGAACCAAUCUGUCUAUCUACAGGAGUAAAUAGCUCAUAGGCCAAUACAAUUUCACAUCAUACA